AUAGCCUUCUUCAAUUUUGCUGGAACAACGGUCACGAAAAACCUGUCAGCGACCACCAGAACUGUAGUUGACAGCGCCCGAAUCAUCGUCAUUUGGGCGGCUGGCAUACCACUUUUCGGGCAGAAAUUCAUCCCAUUACAGCUGAUCGGUUUCGCACUACUGAUUGCCGGCAUGUGUGUAUAUAACGAUAUCGUUCUCGGUCCAUGGUGUCGUCGAAAAAUUGUCUCUAAAAUGGACACUUCAAAAUGUUGUACAAGAGACAAUUUUUCGACGACACCAUGGACCGAGAACGAUAUCGUUAUAUACACACAUGCCGGCAAUCAG
Molecule: messenger RNA, 324 nt
Organism: Ostertagia ostertagi
Lineage: Eukaryota; Metazoa; Nematoda; Chromadorea; Rhabditida; Trichostrongylidae
Source: the annotation of a GenBank genome assembly